GGCGCGCGCAGGGGAGGAGCCAAUAGGAGGCCGCGCAGCGCAGAUCCUGCUCAACAGCUUGUUAUUUGGGUGGUGAGCGAGCCAGAGAGGGAGAGCGCCAGCCCCUGCCAGCCCCUCGCUCUGCCCGCCGAGUCCGGGCUGCGGGGGGGCGGAGAAGAGGAGCGAGGCGGGGCGAAGCGGAACGGAACGUCCGCCGCCGUCGUUGUCGCCGCCGCCGCCGCUGCUGCCGCCGCCGUCUCCUCUUCCUCAGCCGCCGCCGUCAUCGUCGCCCUUUUCCUCGCUCCUGCUUCGCUCUGUGGGGCGGGCGGCGUACGCAGCCACCGGACCCGGGUCGUCCUCGGCCAUUUUUCUUCAGCUGUGGUAAAGAAAAAGCUUUUGAGCUGGCAUCCCUCAAAUAACCUUUAAAUAUGAAGGCAGCAGAUGAGCCUGCCUACCUGACAGUAGGAACAGAUGUCAGUGCCAAGUACAGGGGUGCCUUCUGUGAGGCAAAAAUCAAGACGGUCAAGAGGCUGGUAAAAGUCAAGGUGAGCUUAAAACAAGAUAAUUCAACACAGUUAGUGCAAGAUGACCAAGUGAAAGGACCAUUAAGGGUUGGUGCAAUUGUUGAAACCAAGAUGCCUGAUGGAUCCUUUCAAGAAGCAAUCAUCAGUAAACUGACUGACGCCAGCUGGUAUACUGUAGUCUUUGAUGACGGUGAUGAGAGGACACUGAGAAGGACGUCGUUGUGUUUGAAGGGAGAGAGGCACUUUGCGGAAAGUGAGACUCUUGACCAGCUGCCACUAACAAACCCAGAGCACUUUGGAACACCAGUGAUUGGGAAGAAAUCUAACAGAGGAAGGAGAUCCUCUCUCCCUGUUAAUGAAGAUGAAAAAGAGGAAGAAAGUAGCGAAGAGGAGGAUGACGAUAAGAGACGUCUUAACGAUGAAUUACUUGGCAAAGUUGUCAGCGUGACAUCCAGCUCUGAGAAGGCAGACUGGUAUCCAGCUUUGGUUUUAUCCCCCAGCUGCAGUGAUGACAUUUCGGUGAAAAAGGACCAGUGUUUAGUUCGAUCUUUUGCAGAUUCCAAAUUUUAUUCAAUAGCAAGAAAGGAUAUUGAGGAAUUGGACAUCCUAAACAUGACAAAAUCUGAGUUGUCUUCAAGAAAAGGGUUACAAGAAGCAAACUCCUUCUUCAGUCUGAAAGUAAUACCUGCAAACUGGAAGAUGGAUAUGCGUGAAAUCUUGGAGUCCUCCUCCAGUGAUGAAGAAGAUGGAGGAGAGGCAGGAAGUGAUGAAGAGGAAGACAAAGGAGAACUUAAGGAGGAAGAAGUAGUGCCUGAGGAAGAGCUUGAUCCUGAAGAGAGGGACAACUUCCUCCAACAGCUUUACAAGUUUAUGGAAGACAGAGGAACUCCUAUCAAUAAACCACCUGUUUUGGGCUACAAGGAUCUUAACCUCUUCAAACUUUUUAGACUGGUGUAUCAGCAGGGUGGGUGUGACAAUAUUGACAGUGGUGCUGUAUGGAAGCAAAUUUAUAUGGACCUUGGCAUUCCUAUUUUGAAUUCAGCUGCUUCCUACAAUGUAAAAACCGCUUAUAGAAAGUAUCUUUAUGGUUUUGAAGAAUACUGCCGCUCUGCAAACAUUCAGUUUAGGACCAUCCACCACAAUGAACCAAAAGUAAUAGAAGUAGUACAGAAGCAAGAACCACCAAUGGAGGAAAGCAUAAAAGAAGAGCCAGAGAUGUCUCCUGCAGAAGUUCAGAACGAUGUGGAAGAAAAUGAGUGUAGCAGUGAAAGCGAAAAAGAAGAAGUUGAGCAGAGGUCUCCGAGGGGACGAAGAAGACUUGCUCGUGAUGUUGCUGCCGUAAAAAAAGAAAGUGAAGAUGAUAAAAUGCAGGACAAACUAAAAGACAGUAACAAGGAGAAUAAAGACAUAGAGGAAAUGUCUAACAAUGCAGAGAAGAGGGAAAACGAGAUUCCGCUUGGAGGCAGAAAGACCACACCAAAGCAAAAGGAGAAGAAAGCAAAAAAGGAAGAGGAAUCUGACAGAGAGUCUGAUGAAGAAGAGGAGAGGAGGGAGGACCUUGAGCACAGAGGAGAAUCGGAAGGAGAGGAAGGUGAGGAAGACUCGGAGCCUUGUCUAACGGGGACCAAAGUGAAAGUAAAAUAUGGCCGUGGGAAAACACAGAAAAUCUAUGAAGCCAGUAUUAAAAGUACAGAAAAUGAUGAUGGAGAGGUCUUAUAUUUGGUACACUACUACGGCUGGAAUGUAAGAUAUGAUGAAUGGGUGAAAGCUGAUAGGAUUAUUUGGCCUGUAGAAAAGGGAGGAGCAAAGAAGAAGCAGAAGAAAAAAGCAAAAAGUAAAGAAGAUGGUGAAAAAGAUGAAAAGAAAGAGGAGGAGAAGCAAAAGGCAAAGCGUGGACGCCCUCCUCUGAAAUCCACUCUUCUGUCAAAUCUCUCGUGCAGUCUGUCCAAAACGCCAAACAGCGAAAGUAAAGCUGGAGCCCGAGGCGCACGCAGCAGCUUGCUGGAUUGUUCCCCCUUGCCUAAUGGAACUGAAGGAGCGCCCCGCAGGCAAACAAGACGCAGCUCAGGAAUGUUGGAUUCUGACAGAGGGUCAAAUGACUCUGACUCAUCUGACAGCGAUGCAGAUGAAGCUUCUGAAAAGAAUACAAAUGAAGAGCUUUCUCCAGCCAAUUUCGAACUCGAAAAAGAUGAGAAACUAACAGUUGAUAAACCUGAUGAGGAAAUCCCAAAGAUCUCGCAUGUGUUGAAAGAAAAUGACAGGAAUCAAGUCCACCCCUUAGAAACUUUGAAACUAGAAGUUGAAGAAAGUGAGCAAGUGGUUCAGAUUUUUGGAAACAAAAGUGACCAAGUGGAAGAAAUCAAGAGAGAGGUAGAAAAAUCGCCUAAAGGAAAAGGACGAAGGAGCAGAGCAAAAGAUUCUUCCUUAGAGAAUGUAAAAAUCACACUUCUAAGCCAAGAAGAGGCAACAAGUGAACCUCUUGCAGAAUCUGAACGAUUAGAGAAGCCUUCUUUGGAUGGUAAAGGUCUGAGCACCACUUCUGAGAAUGAAAUGGACUCCAGUGCAAAAGAGAAGACACUUUUGAAAAGGAGAACAGUAGAGUAUCCAUCGCCUGACAAAAGGGUGCGACUAGAGAAUGAGAUAGAUGUGCCAAAUAUUGUGUCUGAUGGGAGGGCAAGCAAAACUUCUGGGACAGAGGAAUGUAAGGAUUUCAGUGCUGAUGACUCCCUCAGAAACGAAAAUGAAGAAAUGCCGUCCUUGGUGGCAGAAUCAGAUCAGCGCCUCCAUGUUCGGGGAGGUGAGCACUUUGAAAGUUCUUUGGAGGAAAACCACAGCACCCCUUUGAAGGACGAAGAUGAUUCAAUGCCUCAGAUUGGGCCUGAAACCCUCUUGUGCCAUGAAGUGGACUUGGACGACAUUGAUGAAAAAGACAAAAGCAGUCCUGAAAACUCAGUAGCAGAAAAACCAGGCCCCAGCACUCCCACUUCAAACCCACCUGCCUUACCUCCUGUGGCCCAGCCGAACUUUUCUGUAGCCUCACCUCUGGCCCUCAGUCAGGACGAAUCACAGAGCAUAAAGAGUGAAAGUGAUAUCACUAUUGAAGUGGACAGUGUGGCUGAAGAGUCUCAGGAAGGUCUCUGUGAGAGCGAAUCUGCCAAUGGCUUCGAGGCUUGCACCACUUCCAGCAACUGUAGCACAGCAGUUCCAGAAAGAGAGAUGGGAGAGAAGGGUCAAAAAAGGCCUGGCGAUAACAGUAGCAGCUCACUGGCAAAGAAGCAAAAGCGUACCCCAAAGCGAGCAAAUACAGUAGCCAAAAAUGAGAAGAAUGGGACAGGACAAAGCAGUGACAGCGAAGAUCUUCCUGCCCUAGAUGCCUCAAGCAAAUGUACUCCAGCAAAACAUGUGGGUGUGUCCAAGCCACAGAAGCUCACUCGAUCACCUGCUAGAGUGAUAUCCCCUCAUAUCAAAGAUGGGGAGAAGGACAAGCAGAGAGAGAAGAACCAUCAGAAUGUUUCUCCCAGAGUAUAUAAAUGGAGCUUCCAGCUGAAUGAAUUGGACAACAUGAACAGCACUGAGAGAAUAUCCUUUCUGCAAGAAAAACUGCAGGAAAUCAGAAAAUAUUACAUGUCUCUGAAGUCUGAAGUAGCCACCAUAGACAGGAGAAGAAAGCGAUUGCGAAAGAAAGACAGAGAAGUGUCUCACACAGGAGCUUCCAUGUCCUCUGCUUCCUCAGACACGGGAAUGAGCCCCUCCUCGUCCUCUCCUCCACAGAAUGUGCUUGCUGUUGAAUGCAGGUGAUACCCGUGGUCUCUGCCUUGUGCAGCGAGUUGCUGUCAUGGACAGAAAUCUUGAAAUACCAUAGAAAGCACUCAACUGGUUUGAAAUUGCCAAGUAUAUUCUGUAUACUCUUCCACUGCUGGACUGUGUCUCUCUUCUCCUCUUCGCACCCCUCUCUCCUUCUUGUCAUUGUGAAUUUUUUUAACUCUUACUGUGGAGAUGAAUUAAGCUAAUUGGCAAUUGAAGGUUAUAGGUGCACUUGGACAUCUCCGUCUUUGUGCACGCGCGCUCUCUCUCUCUCUCUCUCUCUUUUGCUACAACAGAAAAAGGGCACUUAAUCACAUUGGGGGAGGGGGGAAUGAUGUCCAAUGAAGCAUUUGGGUGUUGAAAGGAAAUGGCUUUUAAGGAAAAAGAAAAAAAAGACAAGUGCACCAAACAAGCAUCAAAACAGGUUCAAUCAGAAAAUGAGUUAUUGCUGCACUUUUUUCACCAAGCUGUAUCUUAAUCCUGGGUGAAAGUCCCAUUCUUCUUUUAUUUUACUUGUUCUUUUUUUGAAAAGCACUUGCUAUACAGACUUGCCAAAGUGUGUAUUCAGCAACGUGCCCAGUUUUAAAGAUGUAAAUUGGACAAAAUAAAUUGUGAAAGGAAGUGUAGUUGGCUGGAAACUACCAAUGUAAUGAGUCUUCCACUUUUUAUAGGAUUUUUGAGCACACGAUUAUGCAAAUAUUUUAAUGUUUAAUGUUUACAGUGGAAUUGUGAAUAGGUUUUCAGUGGACUAUCUUAUCCCUUGACAAAAGUAUUUUGUCUUUUUUUCUAUGUAAUUUCAGAGUUUUUAUUUUGUUACAAAAAGGCAAAAAAAUAAAAUAUAUAACAAUGAAGUUAUUUAACAAGAUUUCUAAAGCUGAAUUUUUUUGUGUAAAAUAAGGUAUCUUGCAACUUGUUAAAUAUAUUUAUUCAGACAUUGGAUGUUGUAUUUUUAUGUAUUUUUUAAAAAAAUAAAAUUGGGGAGAAAAAGUCUAGGUUAGGUUCACUCUUUCAAUAAAAUAUAUAUCUGUCACUUAUGAAAACCCUUUUACAGGUGGCUUUGUCUUAGCCAUACCUGUAUGUUAAGUGGUUUUGUCUGUUCAACCUUCCACAGUGUAAAACUGUAAUCUGGCAUCUGGAUUAAACUAUAACCUGUCUUGAAAAAACUUUGGCAGUCCUAGUACUUCUGUUGCUUUGAGGAACAAAUAUUUUUGGGUUGCCGUUAAGAUGCUUUUGUCAGUUUUCAUUUGCUGUACUGCUGAAAUGAGUUUUAUAUCUGCCAAAGUUGAGAUGUAUCAUCAAGAAGAGUUAAAAUGACUGCUUUGGCUGUGGAUUGUCCCACAGACUGAAAACAGUUUGUAAAUAACUUUCCCAAAACCAUGUAUUUAAGACAGUUUGCAUAUACAUUGUGUAUAAAAAGUGAUUUUUUAAAAUCAAUUUUUUGAAUUCACCUUUGUACAUUGAAAAGGGGUUUUCACCUCUCUUUCCAUGUUAAUAUGCGGUAGAGUUAUAACAUAGAUUCUCUAGACUGUCAAGAUAUUAAAGGUUCACAAACUGAAGGUCUUGAGUAAGAGACUCUAGUGAAAGGGGUUGCAUAGCUAGAACCCGAUGUCUCUUGCCAUUUCAUUUUGCCACAUUGUCAACUUGUGAUUCCAAUUCCUUCCAUUUUCAUAGAGAACGAAAAGGAAAAAGUACUCUUGUAAAAAUGCACUUUUUCUGUCUUUUUCUUAAGCAGAGCUAUUUCAUUGUAUGAUACAAAUGAAGCUCCAUGGAGAGCAUUAAUAAAGGUUAUGUUUUUAAACAUAA
Hemicordylus capensis (graceful crag lizard) is the source of this 6110-nucleotide messenger RNA. RefSeq names its product AT-rich interaction domain 4A (gene ARID4A). Bases 408 to 4301 code for a protein of 1297 amino acids. Gene Ontology annotation, biological process: regulation of transcription by RNA polymerase II. The transcript has 25 exons. The record is from RefSeq and is a predicted model, not a curated record. Gene Ontology annotation, cellular component: nucleus. Gene Ontology annotation, molecular function: transcription cis-regulatory region binding. Lineage: Eukaryota; Metazoa; Chordata; Lepidosauria; Squamata; Cordylidae.